Molecule: messenger RNA, 11785 nt
Organism: Bicyclus anynana (squinting bush brown)
Lineage: Eukaryota; Metazoa; Arthropoda; Insecta; Lepidoptera; Nymphalidae
Gene: Ppcs
Product: phosphopantothenate--cysteine ligase
Exons: 7
Coding region: 402-1367 (321 amino acids)
Biological process (GO): coenzyme A biosynthetic process
Cellular component (GO): nucleus; cytoplasm
Molecular function (GO): phosphopantothenate--cysteine ligase activity
Source: RefSeq, a predicted model, not a curated record
CAGAAUCAGCUGUCAGAUUUUCCAUUCCAACUUCAAAGUGAUAAUUUUUGAGGAUAUUUUUCAUUUAAUUAAUACAGUGCUAACCGAAUAAUGAUAUGAAUAAAAUAUUCAUUAUACUUAGCCGACGAUUUAACCAUUGUAUUCAUAAACAUAAGGUGUAAAAUUAGCGAGCGUAGGCCAACGCGGCGUGAAGUUCUCUCGUGAAUCGAUUUUUCGAUAAAGUCUGACUCUGAUUAGUACAGCCCGGUCGGUAGAGCGCUAGAGCAGUGUUGAUGCACUGGAUUGCAGAGUGUAAAGUUCAAUUUGCCGAAUUUCGGACGUAUUUAUACCUUUAACGUGGUAUAAAAACACGAGAAUAUUAACGUGAAUUUUCACUUUCAAAGUGAGUGAGUGAUAAGAAGAUGGCGAGCGGAUCGUGGGAAGAGUUCUUCGCGGUGCACCUCCCCCCCACAGACUUCGAGGACAACCGCUCGCUGCUGAAGGAGUUCUGCGAGAGGCACGACCAGUACGGGAACAAAAUCGUUCUUGUGACUUCGGGAGGAACCACAGUCCCCCUGGAACACAACACGGUGCGCUUCGUGGACAACUUCAGCGCGGGCACGCGCGGCGCCGCCUCCGCCGAGUACUUCCUGGAGCACGGCUACGCGGUCAUCUUCAUGCACCGCCAGAAGUCGCUGGAGCCCUUCACGAGGAACUUCACCGGGCAGAAGCUGUUCGACAUGCUGGACCUGCAGGACCGGGGACCGAACACCACUAUCACAGUGAAGCAGGACAGCGUGUUCGUGCUGGCGCCCGUGCUGCAGCGCUACCAGGCGGCGCACGCGGCGGGCGCGCUGCUGCACGUAGCGUUCACGUCCGUGUCGGAGUACUUCUGGCUGCUGCGCGCCGCGUGCGAGCUGCUGGCGCGCACCGGCCCGCGCGCGCUGCUGUACCUCGCCGCCGCCGUCUCCGACUUCUACGUGCCCAAGGACAGGGUCCCGACCCAUAAGAUGCAGUCAGCCAGCGGUCCCCCGGUGAUCCAACUGCACCUGGUGCCCAAGAUGUUGGCGCCGCUGGUCAACCUCUGGGUGCCGGAAGCCUACGUGGUGUCCUUCAAGCUGGAGACCGAUGAGAACCUGCUCAUCCCUAAAGCCCGAGCGGCCCUCGAGAAAUAUAAACAUAAGAUGGUGGUAGCGAACAUGCUGCAGACGCGGCAUCAGAGAGUGAUCCUUGUGACUCCAGACGCCAACCAGGAAAUUGUGCUCUCCAGAGAAGAAGUACAUGCAGGUAUAGACAUAGAGGGUGUGAUAGUGUCGGACAUAGUGCGUGCGCACGGCGCGCACAUGGGGUGCGGCGCGCCCCCCAGCUGCGCGCGCUCGCCGCGCUGAGGCUCGCGCGCCCGCCUGCCGCGCCUCUACCUCACCGACUAGCGACGCGGCCGGCGCGGCCACACCUCUGUGUGUCUUGACUGAAGUGCUACCAGUGUAUAAACCUUUGUGGACUGCCUAAAAGUGCAACCAGUUCAAGAUCCCUUGUGCAUUAAUUAAAGGUGCAACCACUGUAUAAAUCCUAAUGGAUUUACUAAAAAUGCAACCAGUUUAUAGUCCCUUGUGCAUUGACUAAAGGUGCAAUCACUGUAUAAAUCAUAGUGGAUUAACUAAAACUGCAAACCAGUGAUGAAUUUGGAUUGAUUAAAAAUACAACCAGUGCAUAAACCUUUGCAGAUUGACUUAAAGAACAACUUGUGAUGAAAUUCACGUUCAGAUGCAGCGGUAUAAUGACAAGAUAAGUUAAAAGCGAGUGCCAACACGCAAUUAUAUGAAAAUUGUGCUUGCCGUGUGUUUGUACAGCUAGCUUGACUUUUCAAAAGUCCUAUGACUUUUUUGACUGAUCAAAUCACACAGUAUAAUGUGAUAAUGUCGGAUAUUGUGGGAGUUCUGCAGGCACAUGGGGUGUUUUGCGCCCCCCGCGACCGCGUAUCUGGCGGAAUAUUUGUAAUUGCCAAUCUGUUAACGACAUACCCAGUGUUGAAAUAAAGUCUAAAAUCAGUAUCACUGUAAAUAAACGACGUGCCUCAGUAGGUAUGUACUGUACUAUACACGCCAAAACAUUUUAUCUUCAUAUUGGUCUUUCUUUCGUUGUGAUGCGACGGGACGAAAAAACGAUAUGUAGGCUAAUUAUGUUGUAAACUCCAAGCACGCAUCUUAUACCAGUGCGUGUGUGUGUGUAUGCGAGAACUUAAAGCAUGUGGAAACUAAAUUUUUAUAUAAUAUGUAUUUAUAUAGAUACUACCUGUUAUGAUGUCUUCCGAGGUAGUCUUCUCAAUAAAACACCAUACAAAAACCUUACAUUAGAUAUUGCAAAUUACAUAGAGCGAAAAAUGUUAAGUGUACCAUAAUAGAUAUUUUUUGGUGUUUUGGAUGCCCGUUGAUUUCACCCGUGUAAGUCUCGUUCCCUUUGUUAUAUCAGAAUUAAAAGUAGACCUUAAUAUUCUAGACUAUAAUAGUUUAUCUCUGAGCCAAAUUUCAUUAAGAUCAGUUCAGUUUAUGUGGAAUUAUAAAUGGUCUAACUUACCUGACUUUAUGUAUUUAAAGAUGGCCUUUUAGCUACAUAUCAUUAUUAAUUCAGUUAUGAAGAUGCUAACAUCAAACAAAAAUAGACCUAAUGUAUAUUGGCAUAAAACUCUAAUUCGUCAACUGUCAUUCCUAGCAAAGCAUGGCAACCAGAAGUAAUUUAAAUAUAACAAUGUAUAUUUUUAUGUUGAAUUUUUAUUAAAUAGUAAUGUAUAUUUUUAUCUACUUUCGAAAAACUUGGAUAGAUUAUUGAAUUUAACAUACAAACAUUUGACAGUUGACAGACAGUGUGUUGGUACUCGUAUUUAAAACUGAGGGAAUUUUGUUAACAAAACGAACUGUACUAAUUCUCAAGGUACAUCCCAGUGAUUGACUAAAUAACUUUGUAAUAGAUAUUUGGAUGAUUAUAAAUUAGAAUUUUGUUGGUGUGGACUUUUCAAAGUCAAUAAAUAUUAAUAAAUAAUUGUGUUCUCAAAAAAUGUUCAAGUAUCUAGUGAAUAUAAUAUAUUGUGUCGAAAGUAUGAAUACAUUACGUUUGUAGGUGAAACAACUCAGUCCUCGACCGCGCGGGACAGGGAUUUAAGGUAUGACGUCACAGGCGAAUUACCGAGGAAUUAGGCUCUGACUAAUUACAUAAGGACCUGCCUCACUAGACGUUACAUUUCUGUCAAUGUAUAUGAUCAACGAUCUAAUGCGAUUGUAAAAACUGUCCCAAUAGAAUCGAUGUUUUGUAGUUAAAAUUGUGUUCGUCGGUUAAAGAGUUCUAUAAAAAUAUGUAAGAACUGAAUUACUAUUUAUCUAUUAUUUAGAUCUAUUAGUUAGAUAGCCCAUUUAUCGAGGAAGGUUAUAGACUAUAUUUUAUCCCCGAAUUCCUAUGGGAACGGGAACCACGCGGGUAAAACCGCGGGGCGUCUACUAGUAAGAUAUAUACCUAAUCUGGAGCUCGUUUUCCUUAAUAAACAAUUUUGUUCGAGAAUUUGGGUCGCGAUACUAGUACUUAUGUAAUUGGUCUGAGGAGUGAGGGACAGGCUCAUCCAUAAUGCCUCUCUCUCUCCCCUCUGUCGUCAUUCCUCGCAGCUCCAUGCUGUGAGGUUGAGGACUCGUAUAUCGGUUUGUCUAUGAGUGUGAUGUUGCUGAUUGUCUCUAAUGAGUGUGAUAUCGUUGAGUGUCAAGUCUCUUGUAAACAAUUACAAACCAUUUAGUGCCAUCUUUUUUCAACACUGUAUAUUGGAAAGAGUCAACACUAUUUUAAAAUCUGUAUAGAUUUUUGUACUAUACUUUUGUCGUUAUAAGUAUUCAUGUUUGUUUUAUGUGUAUUUAUUGGAAAUGGGUUUUGUAAUAUAAGAUAAUUAUUUAAAAAUCUCAUAGUGUGUUAAAACAUGGUGCGCAAGACCGAUUUUCUUAUUUACUUUUAUUUAGAAUAUAAUAGUGGUUUUUAUUACAUUUAAUUUUAUUUUUUAGGACUAUAUUAGGGCGAGUAUACUACCAUAUUAUAUUAUAUAUUUGAAAACAACUUGAUCCUAUAUUAAGGUUCUAAAUCGGUUAGGCGCACCUUUGCUAUGCCUUCCCAAUCUAUCCUCUAUUUAUGAUAAGUGUAGGUAGUUUUUGUAUGUCUUAUUAUAAUAUUAAGGUGUUUCACUUAUCAAAAGAGUUACAUAUAUAAAAAAGUUAUUUAUUUACAAUAUUUUAAAUAAAACGACUGGAUAUUAGUAAUCUAUAGUCCAUGAUUCGUGAGUUGGAUAGUAGAUACGGCUGGUUCUUAAUGUAUAUCCUAAUUUUUAUUCUUAUAACCGGGUUUUAUUCGUAUAACCAGAUUUUUGUGUGUAUAGCAAGAUUUUGCCCGGAUAUUCAUGUAGUUUAAGAGUGACGUAUGAUUUUGUGUGACAUGUAAAUUUGUCUUCGAAGUAUUGUUCGUAUUUUGUAUUAUGUGUAUACAUUUUAUAUAAAAAUAGCUUUAAUCGUUUGGUGUUAUGAUAAUAAUUUUAAAUAUUUAUCAAGUUCUACUAUAAUAGACAUUAUUUGUGGAUCAUGACAAUCAUGAUAAUGACAUAAAAAUAAAUCAAUCUUUAUUCAUAUAGACAACAACAAUAAAAACAAGUCGUAAUAACAACAUGUUUUUAUUUUAUUUUAACUGGUUUCACUGUUUUAGCCUUUUUUAAGCGUGUUUUAAAGUUUUUUGAGAGUCAGUUAAUGUUAGAUCACAAACUAAACCAGACAUAAAUAGAUGUAGGACGUACAGAAGUGGUAUCCACGCGAAUAUUGUGUUAGUUUGCGUGUCCUAUAGUACGCAUUAUAUAAUAUAUAAGCAAAUAUAAGACAUACUCUUAGGACACGCAAACUAUAUUAACGAUAUUAAGAUAUCAGCGAGCAUACAAGUUACAAUAUACUUUGACAUUUAUAAUCAGUUGAAAGCGUUCAAGAGUUCUGAGUUUUGCGUUUAGGCGUUCUAAGUUCUACGUUUAGGUGUUCUGAGUUCUGCGUUUUUCAUCCGCGUUCUCUAUAAUGUGUGUAACUGUUGAGGGUAUAUAAGAAUAAGACAAGAAAGAAAGAAAAUGAAUUUAUUCAAAUCUUAAAGGCAGCAUGUCUGUCUGUAACCCUUAAAUAAAAGAAAGUGUAUACAUAUUAAUUGAUUGAAACACGGCUAAAACUCACGUGAUAUUAGGUCGGAGUAUGCCCUUAAUAUGAAUUAAUAUGAAUAACACUCACGAUAGUUUAAAUUCUAAAUUCUAAAAAAAAAGUGUGUACAGUUCAGCAUAUGCCGUGGUCUACAUAAAAGCAUAACAAACGUCACUGAUAUUCACAGGAGGGCGAAUGAACCAAAAGUCAAAGAAUGAUGAUGAAUGUAUGUAAUUAUAGCAUUGCGCAGACACCAGGCAGUUUGCACGGUUUGACCAUCUGCCUGCUGCUAUAUCUGCGUGGCGAUAUAAACACAACUGACAAACUUUGGCCUGAACACAAAACACAGAACGCCUGAACACAGAACUCAGAACUCCUGAUCACAAAACACAGAACUCAGAACUCCUGAACACAAAACACAGAACGCCUGAACACAGAACUCAGAACUCCUGAACACAAAACUCAGAACGCCUGAACGAAAUGAUAUAAUAUAACUUUGAGUUAUACUUACAUGAUUCUAAAAUUAGAGGUUAUUUUUAUUUAAAAAAUUAGUACGAUUGAUUAUUUAAUAAUUUUAAUCAAACUAGUAGUUCCUGUUGUUUUACUAAUUAGUAUUUAAAUUAAUUAUUGCCAAUAUACAAGUAAAGUGUAAAUAAAUCAUAAUAAUUUAUUCCUAAUAAGUAUUAAGAAUACUUUUUUUAUAUGUUAUAUUAAUGUCUCCCUUUUAAAAACAAAAGUAAAAUUUUUGGGCCAAAUAUUUUACAUACAUAUCAUUUAUAGCGAAUGAAGCCAAUGGAUUGGAUUCAAUAUAUUUUGUGGUUCGCGGUAUCAUCUUGGACUAUUCCAGUAUUUGAUGCCAAAAUAGACAAUUUGCUGGCUGAUAUAUGAAUGUAUUGCAAAUAGUCGUGGCGAAUUUCAAUGAUAAACUGCUCAGUCUACUUUUAUCAACGUAAAAUAAUAAACGUACAGUAUAGUCUUGCUUUAAAACUUAAUUUCGUAAAUAUUUUAAAAACCUUAGAACAGUGUUUAAAAUUCAAAAUUCAUUUAUUUCAAGUACGCUCGGUUUACAAGCAAUUUUGAAACUUUAGUUCACUAUUGACACUACCGGUUCGGAAGGCAGGUUCUGCUGAGAAAAGUCGACAAGAAACUCGACCGUUGCUCUUUUAAAUUUACGUAUGCCUUUGACACAGUGUUCAAGUUUAGUGUGAAGUUUGAACUAGGCUAGUUUCCAUUUUAAAAACAAAAAAAAAUAGGUGAACUCAAUCGUGAUUCGUAGAUAUCUAGACACUAUACAAUGUAAAAUUCUCAAAUUGUCAAAUAUACUUCCAAAACCAAGUAUGAAUAUUGUACAAAAUCAACUUUCAAGAUUAUCUAGUUAUUGUAUAUACGACACCCAAAAUUGGAUAUGUAGGGUAUUUAUUUAUAUAAUAAACAUUUAUAAGCCUUUUUUAAUGGCCCACGGAGGGCCUGGUUUCUCCUUAAGGUGCUGAUAGACUUGAUUCACUUGUAAUAAGCAUUCGUACGAAUGUUACAUCACAGAAUAAUACGAGAACAUUUUAGCCAGCAUUCUAUAGUGCGUUCUGGCGAGCAGAUUUGCUUAGAAUGGAAACAUCGAAUGGAGCAUUCGCUAGAAUUCUCAAGAUGUUCGUAGCAAUAUUUGGCUCUAUGCUUGGCUCGUUGUUAAGUUCGACAAAUAUAAAAACGGCGAAUGCUCGAUGUUCUGUUACAAGUGAAUGCUCAAGUCUAUCAGCACCUUUAUAGGAGAUAUUUGGAGCUUAACUUAAAACUACCACACUGCUCCGAAGCGGGCAUUUACAUAACUUGUAUAUGUUUGUGACAUUUUGUUUGUGUAUCGUCUCUUGGUGUAAUAGUUUAGUCGCAAAAUAUAUGCUAAAAUACAAUAGUUAAGUCUAAUUUACAAUAUGUAUUCGAGUAUGAGCUUGUGAUAGCCACAUCGUCUUCAUUUAUAAAAGUUUCCCAGCCCAUGCCUCACCCACACAUACAGCACCUAUACAUGUUUUCACCAUAAGUAAAUACGAUUGCCAGCUACGGUCUUUGAACUGUGCGGAUUUUGGGAGGUAGCCAGGUUUCAUGGUUCUAGACCGACAAGUUUGAAACGUAAUCAAUUUAUGUUUUUACGUCUACGGAAAUCAUUUCCCCAGUCACUAGACUUACUAUACUUACCCAAACGAUUGCCUACCGGUUUUAACCAAGGUUUUACUUACAGUAGAAUUCAUAGACAUUAUUGGGGCGCAAGGGAUCAUUCACCUGCUGAGUGUCUAAUUCUCAAACAAAUAAAGGUUAAUUCGACACUUAGCGGCUGAAUGAUCCCCUGGGGGUGCCCCUACAACGUCUAUUAACUGUUAAAUGCAUGGACUGACAAACAUUCAUCUUUUAUAAAACCACGAAGAUGUGGCCGCGACACACUCAUAAUCUAUAUUUAAACAAUUUAAUAAAAAACGAAAAAUUUAUUAAUUUUUACACAUAUUUGCGUACAUUUUGUAAUCGAUGUUUAUUAACUAUGUAUAUCAAUCAGUAAAUAUUAAGGAUAUUUAUAUAAAGAAGACGAUUUAUUUAUGUUUUAGUAAUAAAUUAAAAUCAAAGUCAUUUCAUCUCCCUAGUUUAAUAAUCCACUACAGGACACAGUCCUCUCUGCUAUUAGGGAGAGGGAUCUGGAGCUUAAACCCAUAAAGCUGCUCUAGUGCGAGUUGGAAGACUAAAGGCUAAGUUAUAAAAGAAGAUGUUUUUUAAUAAGAAGCAUAAUAAUUCUCCUUAGCGUGCACUUUUAUUAUUCUAGGAUUUUUUUAUGAUUUGCGAAUACUUAUUCCGCCAUUCGAUGUUCGUUGCGAAUGUCUCUCUCGUAUAUAUGUAUAUCUCACCAAACUGUUUACACAUAUGGAUAUACUAAUUGGUUUUUACGUGCUUCUGUCUGUAGUGUCAACAUUUAAGGAGAGUCACUACACUCAUCAUAACUCGCAUCGAAUACGAAAAUUAAAAUUAACAAAUAAGAGUACGAAUUUCGUAGUUAGUUACGUUUGUUGAUUUACAAAGUAUUGUCUUGUCUGGACGCCCGCGACAUCGUCCGCGUAAAAUUUAGUUUUUCACAAAUCGCUCGGGAACCAUGGAUUUUUCCAGAAUGAAAAGUGAAAAAAUCCUAUGUGUUAAUCCAGAGUAAAAUUUAUUUCCAUUCCAAAUUUCAGACAAAUCGGUUCAGUAGUUGCGGCGUUGAAGAGUAACAAACAUCCAUACUAACUUUCGCGUUUAUAAUAUUAGUAGGACCUUUUUGGAGAGGUUUUCGACGCUCGCUUUCGAGCAUCGAUUGACUGUUUCGAGUUUUGAGACGAAUGCGUUUGUCGACUUGUGAGUUCUUGUCUUUAGUGUUAACAUUUUAGUGAGUGUGUCUCAUUUUCGACUUACGCAUUGGAACAUCGCCUGACUAAGGGUUCGUUUACACGAGCAGCAUGUUGCCAACGGCAGCUGGCAAAUACUGACGACGACGACUGCAGUCGACUGCAGUCGUCAGCAGCAGUUGCUGCUCGUGUAAAUGAACCCAUAAACAAGUUUUAUCAUAAAUAACCGAGGGUGAGAAUGCAUGCUGAAUGAUUUCAUACCAUUUGAUUGAAACUUCUCUUCUGUAACAUAAAGUGUUGUAAAACUGAGUUUAAUUUUGCACUUAAGACAACUUGUCUCUCUACUAGGUAUUUGUGUAUCAAGUAAUUUUAAGAACAUACCUAUUUAAAAUUGUUUUUGUCAUAAAUAUGUACAUUGUAGGUAUUAAGGAAAAAAUUGUCCCCGUGUCAUGUAUUUUAUAUACUGUUUACGAGUUGGAGAUAUUAUUGCAUUUAAAGGUCUAAACUACACUGAUCAUGUUAUUUAUAUUUAUGCCAGUGAGUUACAAAUACGAGUAUGUGUAAACCGCAUAAAUGUGUCCUCUACCUCGUGGUACAAUGCGGGGGGUAUGUCGACAGGGGGAGCGAGGGAAACAGACGCUUCUAAUUAAUUGUUAUUGCCACCCCCAUCUCCUCUGUCGUCAUCCCUGUAACACGCGGUUGAAGACUCGGGCGGUUUGCAUGUAAUGUGAUUUAUUCUACUGACACGGAACCGUUUAGUGUACCGACUGCAAUUUUCAGUGUCUGUAAUAAAACGAGAACCAGUGAUGGCCAGAUCUUGAUUAUAAUUCUGUUAGCUUGUCUGCUCUUGUAACUCUAAAGGUCAGAGAUUUUGAAGAAAGCUUUUGUGUGGGAUAAUAUCAAUAAGAAUCAUAUUAUCAUAUGCCAGACACUUUGUUUUAACGGUGCUUUUCGAAAAGUUGCAUGUCUCUGACCACUGAGAGAACAUGAUUCCUGAAUGAUCGUCUCGAAAAACAUAUAAUUUUGACAAAAUACAAACUUUGCAAUUGCACGUUGUAGAGUCAACAACAUACGUAGAGAGUAUUUUGUCAAACCUGGGUGACGUUGUCCCAUGGGUUCGUCGACUUUUUGCAAAUGAUAGCAAAAUAAAUAAAUCAUUAUAUAAUCAUGAUGAACUUCCGCAAAGUAACGCCUGCUUCUAUCCAAUAUAAUUAAAAGCUUUGUUCUUGGAAGACUGAGGGUCUCGGCCUUUCAUACCUGCUACUCUUAUAGCUUGGGCUGCCAUGCUUUUAUUAAAUGACGAAGAUCUGGCUAUGACAGGCUUUUAUACCAUAAUCAUGAGCCGCGUGUACUUUGUCAUAUAUGUAUUUAAACAACACGCUUGUGUCAAAUGUGUUUCAAACUUUAACCUUUUGAUCUUCCGAUCAGUAGUGCGUGCCGUUGCUACGUGAAGACAAUAAGAUCCAUGAAUUUUUGGCGUGGCAUUGACUGGUUGUUUCUUGUGUGGCCAAGGUUAGGCUGAGUGUGAAAAAUAUGAUAUUAUGUAAAAGCGAAACACAUAUCAUAAACGUGACAUCUUUAAGCCUAAGUUACACGAGGGGAAUUGACAACAAUGCCACAGGAUAUAGCGUUAUGAUUUGUUAGUUAGGACUUGUUGCAUAGUAAGAAACUCGACAAGAAACUCCUUGUGUGACCUAGCCUUUAUAACAAUGUUACAGUGGUAUUCAUAGACCUUGUAGGGGCACCCCGAGGGGAUCAUUCACCCGCUGUCAAAUUCUCAAACAAUUAGAGGUUAAAUUCGACACUCAGCGGCUGAAUGAUCCCCUGGGGGUGCACCUACAUGAACGUCUAAGAGUUCCACUGUAAGUCUCGUACUGUUGACGCUCGGCCUUCAAUAAGGUGAGUGCAGACCGGCGUUACGGAUUUACAUUUGCAGUUAGCGAGAGAUUCGCAAUGUUAAAAAUUUGAAUAAGCGAUUGGCCCUUUGCUCACUUGUCCCUCUUAAUAUGGCGACUGACAUAAUUUUAAUGUCUGAGAUGAAUAUUUGCGUUCACCGCUGUCGAUCAUGAUCGGAAUAUUUGAAUUGACUGCUCCAUUCAGUAGUAGGGUACAAAUAGUCUGUGCGGCUCUGCUCGCUUUCAUAUAAUUAACAGGCAUAGAUAAUAAUUAACAGAAAUCAUGAUGACAGAUGCGUGGAGGACUCUCUUAAAUGAAUUUGGAAAAUGGUUUAUUGAAUGAAUAAAUGCGAAUGCUUGCGUUGCAUCAUGUCACACUAUGUCUCGUAACGCUGGUCAGUAUUCACCUUAACUCUCAUGAUAAAGCUAAUUUUAUUAUGUUUAACGGCUUUUUACUAAGGAUGCUAAACUGGUCAACUCAUAAAGCGACAAAUAGGAUUGUCAUACUGAACAAAGACACGUAAAAACGUUUACUUUGCUAACAACAGGUAUAAUAGAAGAAUUAUUAUCUUUAUGUAACGUUUGCGUUGGACGGGAUAUUUAGGUAUACUAUUUGCAGCUCAUUUUUACGAAAUAUAACGAUCAUAUUGAGCUUAUAUUAAAGGUGCAUAUGAAAGUAAAUGACGCGCGAUGAGUCUUCUACAUUUACUCGUGUAUGUCAGCCAUUGACAUUGCGCAUUGCAUGCAGUCCAUUGUAGCACAUUUGACCAAUGUCAAAACAGCUACGAAAAGACCUGUAUGAAUGAACUACUUUUGUCAGUGGCGUGCAUAAGGUUGUCGAUAUCAGGAUAUGCACUAGUAAGAACCUUAAGCAAACUGGGAAAAUCUUCAUUUAAUAAGCAUUAAGAAGACAACUCGUAUAGGGUACGCAGUACUUUAAUGCAUGUAUGAAGGGCACACGGCACACCACUCACUUUUGUAUAGAUUUUGAAUUUUCUUCGGUGUUAGUUUAGUAAUAAGUAUUAACUUUUCUAUUUCACGUUUAGGAAUUCUGAAAACCGGGAUUUUCUUGUUUUAUCACUUACCGAACAAUCUUCUUGGUGCCGCGUGUCAGUUCAAUUAAAUUCAAUGUUGAAAUCCUUCGCUUGUUGAUUUGCUUCUCUUUACAGCUUUACCAUGAGAGUCGAAUAGUAUAGAACUGUUUUCUUGUUGUAUUGUAUGUAUGUUAGAAGUCUAGAUUGAACCGAAGUAUCGUAUUAUAUUUGUGUAUGUAACAAAUGGGUAUCUCUUGUUGUGAUAAUGUUCUACACUGAUGCUGUAGCCUUAGAAGAGAUUUUAAUAGACCUGAAUAUAUAUAUUUCGUCAUUUUCAA